GUUGAUCCAGAAUCUAUAUGCUUGGGUAUUUAUCAGUGGUCGUGAGAAAUCAGGGCUUAGUUAAAUUUUUCUUGACAAAGCAACAUAAUGUGAAGUGGGAAAAGUUUUAAGGGAAACUGGAGGAACUUUGCAGACCUAGAGGAAGCAGACUCGUCGCGGCCACUCAGUACGAGGUUUUGACGCAAGGAAACAUGGAGUUACUGGAAUACAUUGAAAAAUGUAGAGAAGUCAAGGAAACGUGUGGAUGGCCACAAGAAGAGAAAAACAUGGCGCUCAGAAAUGAAAUUCUCGUUGGGCUCAAAACUCCGCUGGGGUAUCAAAAGGGUUUAGGAGAAUACCAGAAUAUGCUGGCGACAGAGCGGGUCAUUGAGAUUGCUACGGACAUCUAUAACAGUGAUUGUCAGAAAUCAAUUGAGCAAACUCUGAGUACAGUUUCCACAGCAGUCGCGGCCAUACAGCAACGAUCAAGUGAAGUUCAGAAGCUGCACGCAAACCAACAAGACGACAAGGAAACUGUUAAAGGACAAGACAGAGAAGAAAGAUACUUCGAGAAGAAAGGAAGAAAGGAACAGGGAAGAAGUGAGCGACAAAAUUGUUUAGUCGCGGAGCUAAACCUGCCCAUCCCACACCUGAGUGUCCAGCCAGAGAAGUCGUAUGUCAAAAGUGUGGAAAAAAAGGGCACUACCAGAAGUGUUGCAAAUCCAAGCACAAACCAACUCAAGUUCAUUAGCAGCAAAUUCUUUGUGUCCAUUCUACAUCCCGGUGCUGCUUUGACUUAA
This is a messenger RNA of Pocillopora meandrina, 779 nucleotides long. The record is from the annotation of a GenBank genome assembly. Lineage: Eukaryota; Metazoa; Cnidaria; Anthozoa; Scleractinia; Pocilloporidae.